AUGCGGAUGCCUUUUGGCUAUGCAGCAAACCAGGCGUUUGAGAAAAUGUCUAGCUAUGGGAUCAUGCUAAACAUGGUUCUGUAUUUUACUAGACAUUAUGGCAUGCAAGCUGCUAAAGCUACCAAUAUUAUCCUCCUAUGGUCUGCAGCUAGUUAUUUCACACCAGUUCUUGCUGCUUUUCUUGCUGAUUCUUACUUUGGUCGUUUCACUAUCAUUGCCUUUGGAUCUUUUCUCACUUUACUAGGAAUGCUACUUUUUUGGCUAACUGCUAUAAUUCCAAACCUAAGUCCAUGUGAUCAAUUAACUAUGAUCUGCAACUCUCCAACAACAUCACAACUUGCAUUCUUAUACUUUUCUCUAUGCCUAAUGGCCAUUGGAGCUGGUGGUGUAAGAGCCUCUUCCUUAGCCUUUGGAGUUGACCAACUAAACAAGAAAGAAAGAGAUGAAGGAAUCAUAGAGCGAUACUUUAAUUGGAGCUUUGCUUUAACAGGAGCUGCAGUCUUAAUUGGAAUGACCAUUUUGGUUUAUAUUCAAGAAAAUUUUGGAUGGAUUGUUGGAUUUGGUGUUCCUGUUGUUCUUAUGUUUAUAUCCACGCUAUCUUUCUUUUUAGCUUCUUCACUUUAUGUUAAGGUUGAACCUAAAGGGAAUGUGAUUAGCGAGUGUGCUCGUGUCGUUGUCGCGUCUUACAAAAACAGAAACCUCAACUUACCAUCGCCAAAUGUCUCGAAUGAUGGCGGGUACUAUUAUGAUAAGGAUUCGGAAAUGCUUAUGCCUAGCGAUAAACUAAGGUUUUUGAACAAAGCAUGCCUUAUACAAAAUCCACAACAAGAUUUUACACAAGAUGGAAGACUCAAAAGCCAAUGGAGCCUUUGCACAAUAGAUCAAGUAGAAGCAUUCAAAUCAAUGAUAAAGAUCAUUCCAAUUUGGAUAACAGGAAUGAUAAUGUCUAUAAAUUUUAGCCAA
Messenger RNA from Lathyrus oleraceus (garden pea), 963 nucleotides. Its product is annotated as protein NRT1/ PTR FAMILY 1.2-like. The record is from RefSeq and is a predicted model, not a curated record. Gene Ontology annotation, molecular function: transmembrane transporter activity. The transcript is spliced from 3 exons. Lineage: Eukaryota; Viridiplantae; Streptophyta; Magnoliopsida; Fabales; Fabaceae. Gene Ontology annotation, biological process: transmembrane transport. Gene Ontology annotation, cellular component: membrane. The annotation marks the transcript as partial.